Molecule: messenger RNA, 1380 nt
Organism: Stereum hirsutum FP-91666 SS1
Lineage: Eukaryota; Fungi; Basidiomycota; Agaricomycetes; Russulales; Stereaceae
Exons: 2
Source: RefSeq, a predicted model, not a curated record
AUGGCCAUCGCCGAGAUGGAUGUGGCCCAACUUAGCACCCUGGUCCAGACGGCUUUGCGCAAUGGCGCCAGCAUAUCUGCGAUCACAUCACAGAUCCAGCAGGCGUUCAAUGGCGUUUACCAUCCCCGCAUCGCUACUACUCGCAAUCUCGAUCUGUCAACAUUGAUAUACCGCAUCGGUGGUCGUCCACUUCUUUAUGCUAUGAAUCACGCGCUUGGCCUUCCGUCCCUCCGUACACUACAGAACCAUCUCUCAUUCAUCCGCAUCAUGCCUACCGUUGGUGAUAUUACGCGAACCGAAAUCGAUCACAAUCUUCAAGAGGUUGUGGUGAAGCCAUUGACAUCGAGCAGCCCCGACACACCGCAUCGUCGAGGUGCCAGCAUCCUUAUCGACGAAGUAGCCAUCGAAGAAGCGGCUUGCCACUUCCGCCACUCUAACAUGGUUGGUGGUCUCUGCUGGAAGCAUUCACGCUUCUCCGACCUCGUUCUCCGCACCUACGAAUCCGCGGUUGACCUUGCAACAGCGUUGGCCAAAGGAAGCGUACAUCUUGGGAAGGAGAUGACGGUUGCCUCCGUCUCUUUCUUUGGUACCGGACACUCACGGACUUAUCCCAUACUCGCCGCGCCAACGUGCAAACAAGAGAACGCCCAUGACAUGAUCCAUAUUUUCCAUUCGCUCAUCGGAGGUUAUAACCAAAUCGCCGCUACCAUGAUGGGACCGCUCUGGUCGGUUGCGACCGAUGGUGACGCCACUCGUCGCAAAGCGGGAUACAAACUCUUCGUCACGAAAUUUCUUCCAUUGUCGUCACCGAUCUACCCCACCAUGAGCAAACUCCUCGGAAUCAAUCUACUUACUGGCGAGGGCGAGGUUACACUGGACUUCGACUGGAAGCACAUCGAUAAACGUAUCUGUACCCUCAUUCGGUCGGCAACCGGGGUAGUGCUUGGCCCCGGACGUUUAAUCAACCCUUCGGCCCUUGCACACUACCUUGAACUCGUUGACGGCCAAGAUACUGACUCGGUCCAUGCGCUCCUCUACCCAUCCGAUCCACAAGAUGUACCCCGAGCCAUCGAGCUCAUGCAGGCUAUCGUCUCACUUCGGUCUUUGCAAUUGGAUACGCGCAACCCCGACAUUAUCGCUGACUUGGAUGCCAUUCGGCUGCUCUCAGACCUCUGUGAAUCAAUAUUGGAGGCGUACGUCAAUCCAGAUAUCUCACUGACCAAACAAGUCGAAUACCUCAGCAAAUACGCCCAUCUCUCCUUUGCAUUCUUUCGACAACAUCGUCUGGCCUUCAUGUCAAAUCAACUUUACGGCGAUUCACAAUGCAUGGUGAAGAAUGCUCUCUUCUGUAUUUCCAAACAGCAGGUCCUUGAUCCAUCG